AUGGUUAUCAUCGAUCAAGGGGGUCAUCGAUCUGGGUUACAUCUCCACACCACCGCCGGAUCCUCUAGCUACAAACUGAACAUAUCUGAAGGCGACGAGCGUGGUGAUGUUGGGCAAUUCAUAGAAGAAAUUGAUUCCGAUGGUGGUGAUGGCAGUUCAUUAGAAAUCGAUUUCUUAGUUCGUAAAUAUGAUGUUCUUGUUCUUGUUCUUGAACUCAGGAAAAACCGAGUGUUCUUGAGAUUCAUAUGCAUAUAUGAGUGUGCACAUGAGAGACCCGAUUUCUUCUUCCUCCCUCUUCAUCAGAUCGAGAAGGCAUCAGGCGAUCGAGAAGGCAUCAUGGCUGGUCUUAAUCUGUCCGUCUCUUCUUCCUUAUUCCGUGGAUACUAUUGGUGUUGUUCUCAUGGAGGGGGCCCUAGGUCUGGAGUGAAUUUGGUGGAUUCCCUUUUGGAUCUUGGAUAUGAUGCGAUUUCUAUUGAGAAUAAGGGCUUGAGAUUGUCGAAUGGUUCUGAGGGUGCUGUGAUGGGAUCGAAGAUUUCUUCUAAAGUGGUUAUGGCUGAUAUUGUUGGUUCUCCAAUGGUUAAUCAUUCCAUUCACAAUCUCAUUAAGGAGGAUGGAGUGAUAGAAUGUUUGAGCUCCCCUAUGCUUGAAUUUGAAAAAGACAUUGAGAAACCAAUUAUUUAUUUAGUGCCUACCAACUGUUUGUUAAAAAUCCUAAGAGACAAGAUUUUUGUUUUUCAUGUUUUUCACAGGUUUUAA
Lactuca saligna is the source of this 756-nucleotide messenger RNA. The record is from the annotation of a GenBank genome assembly. Lineage: Eukaryota; Viridiplantae; Streptophyta; Magnoliopsida; Asterales; Asteraceae.